Messenger RNA from Mustela erminea (ermine), 2404 nucleotides. It is a transcript of the gene MAP2K1, whose product is annotated as mitogen-activated protein kinase kinase 1. Gene Ontology annotation, molecular function: ATP binding; protein kinase activity. Lineage: Eukaryota; Metazoa; Chordata; Mammalia; Carnivora; Mustelidae. The record is from RefSeq and is a predicted model, not a curated record. The transcript is spliced from 11 exons. The coding region runs from base 371 to 1486 and encodes 371 amino acids. Gene Ontology annotation, biological process: protein phosphorylation.
UAAGAUUUUCUUUGUCUCUAGGGAUUUUAAAACCUCAUUAGCAGGACGGGGUCGCAGGGGCUCAGAAAGGAAACAAACGGCUGCCGAGGAAGGAAAGUGCCCUGAUGUAUAAAGAAAGUACUGUCCGAGCUCAAGGAGAGGAGGAAGAAGGCACAUCCAGUGGGGGAGAUUAGGAAAGCCAUCACGGAAGAGAUGACAUUUGAGCAGGGCCUUGAAGGAUAGCUAGGAUUUCCAUGGGAAUGGAGGGGGGCAGGGCAUGGCAGGAAGAGAGCAGAGGAUGAGUGGCUUCUCAUAAGUGGGAAAGCCUGGGAUGCCUGGAGGAGCUGGGAAGUAGUUGAGUGCGCUGGUGCAUGGGUGCAGGUUGGAGGAGAUGAAGCUAGAGAGGACCAACCUGGAGGCCUUGCAGAAGAAGCUUGAGGAGCUGGAGCUUGAUGAGCAGCAGCGGAAGCGCCUUGAGGCCUUUCUCACCCAGAAGCAGAAGGUUGGGGAAUUGAAGGAUGACGACUUUGAGAAGAUCAGUGAGCUUGGCGCAGGCAACGGUGGUGUUGUGUUCAAGGUCUCCCACAAGCCGUCAGGCCUGGUCAUGGCCAGAAAGCUCAUUCACCUGGAGAUCAAACCUGCAAUCCGGAACCAGAUCAUAAGGGAGCUUCAGGUCCUACACGAGUGCAACUCCCCCUACAUCGUGGGCUUCUAUGGUGCAUUCUACAGCGAUGGCGAGAUCAGCAUCUGCAUGGAGCACAUGGAUGGGGGUUCCUUGGAUCAAGUCUUGAAGAAAGCUGGAAGAAUCCCUGAGCAAAUUUUAGGAAAAGUUAGCAUUGCUGUAAUAAAAGGUCUGACAUACCUGAGGGAGAAGCACAAGAUUAUGCACAGAGAUGUCAAGCCUUCCAACAUCCUCGUGAACUCCCGUGGGGAGAUCAAGCUCUGUGACUUUGGGGUCAGUGGGCAACUCAUCGACUCCAUGGCCAACUCCUUUGUGGGCACAAGGUCCUACAUGUCGCCGGAAAGACUCCAGGGGACCCACUACUCAGUGCAGUCGGACAUCUGGAGCAUGGGGCUGUCUCUGGUUGAGAUGGCGGUGGGGAGGUAUCCCAUCCCUCCCCCAGACGCCAAGGAGCUGGAGCUGGUGUUUGGGUGCCCAGUGGAGGGAGAUGCGGCGGAGACACCACCCAGACCCAGGACUCCUGGAAGGCCCCUCAGCUCUUAUGGAAUGGACAGCCGACCUCCCAUGGCAAUUUUUGAGCUGCUGGAUUACAUAGUCAACGAGCCUCCUCCAAAACUGCCCAGUGGAGUGUUCAGUCUGGAAUUUCAAGAUUUUGUGAAUAAAUGCUUAAUAAAAAACCCAGCAGAGAGAGCAGAUCUGAAGCAACUCAUGGUUCAUGCCUUUAUCAAGAGAUCUGAUGGGGAGGAAGUGGAUUUUGCAGGUUGGCUCUGCUCCACCAUUGGCCUUAACCAGCCCAGCACACCGACCCACGCAGCUGGCGUCUAAGUACGUGGGAAGUGGUAGAGAGCGAGUCCCCUGCCCAGUGGUGUGCCAUGUCGCUUCCGGGCCUCUUGCCCGUGCCUGUCUCUGUUCAGACGUGCAUCUCACCUAUGACAAGGGAUGAAGAACACAGCAUGUGCCAAAAUUCUAUUUGUGUCAUUUUUAAUAUUAUUGUCUUUAUUCUUCCUGUUCCUCCCUAAGUGGAUUGGCUUUGUGCUUGGGGCUAUUUUUGUGUAUGUCGAUCAACACACGCGCAAUGUGGAAUUACAGUGAAACUUUGGUGACUGUGGGUAGUCAUUCUUACUUACUGAAAAUUGCACUGCUCUUUCCUCACCGUGACUGGCUAGCUGCCUGUAUUUUCAGGAUUCUCUGACACUUGGUGGUACUGCAUUCUUGCCAGGCAGACCUUCUAUUUGAGCAGGAAGGGGCCUUGUAAGAUCCUUCACAGGCAGUGCAUGUGAAGCAUGCUUUGCUGCUACGAAAAAGAACAUCAGAAAGUAUAUAUCAUGUUAUUUUAUUCUAUUUUUGCUUUUGGUGUAGAAUGAAGCAAUUUCUAUCAAAAUCUAGCCAGAGCCCUUCACUGCCAUGAUAGCUAGGGCUUCACCAGUCUGUCUACUGGGAUGAUCUGUAGACUUCUGGUUGUAUUUCUAUAUUUAUUUUUAAAUAUAUUAUGUGGGAUAUUUAGUGGUUUAUGUCUCUUUGAGUUUGAAUUAGUGUUUCUAAAAUGGUGGUUACUUUGAAUGUUACAAAUGGAUCAAGGCAUUAAAAUGUAUGAGAUUUCUUUCCCCAAAUCCAAGCACUGAUGCUAUUGUAAACAAGUGUGUAUAGUGCCUAAAAACUGUAUGAAAAUCCUUUUAACCAUUUCAGUCCAGAUGUUUAACAAAUCUAAUCUCUUAUUCUAAUAAAUAUACUAUCAAGUUAAAA